AUGCUCACUUAUGAAGAAUCUCAAGAUGAGAGUGAGAGACUUCUUAUAGGGACGAAAAUACUUGAAGGUACUCACUACGUGAUGCAUCCUAAUGGAUCAGCAAUGUUUGCUGUAAAGAUUGGUUCUCCUUCUUUUGAGCUCUUUCCUUUUGAUGAUACAAAUGGAGAAGAUUUUGAGUAUUCUUACGCAGGAGAAGGUAUUGCGAAAGGUUAUGGUUUCAGGUAUCCUGGUUACAAACCGGGUUCACUGUUUGUGACAUCUAAAGGUCUUCUCAUGUUUGUUUGGAAAGAAACUAGAGUUGUGUUGACAUUGCAAAGACUUGAUCUUGAAGAUCUUUUGAAGAAAGGUGUGUGUGUGUAUCUCCUUUGCCUCCAUGUCUGA
Molecule: messenger RNA, 381 nt
Organism: Thlaspi arvense
Lineage: Eukaryota; Viridiplantae; Streptophyta; Magnoliopsida; Brassicales; Brassicaceae
Source: the annotation of a GenBank genome assembly